Kazachstania africana CBS 2517 is the source of this 1395-nucleotide messenger RNA. RefSeq names its product Mgr3p (gene MGR3). The transcript has a single exon. Gene Ontology annotation, cellular component: i-AAA complex. Gene Ontology annotation, molecular function: misfolded protein binding. Lineage: Eukaryota; Fungi; Ascomycota; Saccharomycetes; Saccharomycetales; Saccharomycetaceae. Gene Ontology annotation, biological process: protein quality control for misfolded or incompletely synthesized proteins. Bases 1 to 1395 code for a protein of 464 amino acids. The record is from RefSeq and is a predicted model, not a curated record.
AUGAAUAGGUUUCUACAGUUUUCUUCGUCAUUGAUCCGUAGACCAGUGUUUGCAAGGAAGACGUACUCGAAGUGGCUGUGGGGUCUAACUGGGGUCUCAGUGGCUACAGGUGGCUCGUUUCUGUACUGCUAUGUUAAUCAUGCAGCAUAUGAUAAAAUAUGGUUUAAAGGGAGUUAUCCAUCUGAGAUAAGGGAACUGUUGAAGACUGCGAUUUGGAAUGAGAGUAACAAGGCAAAUUUCAAUUAUGGUGAGGCAUUGAAGGUUUAUAUCAAGAUACUUAAUAGAUUGGAUGAGAAGCAAUAUAACAAAUUGAUUGAUCAUUAUACAAGGAUUGAAUUGAAGAUCGCUGAUUUACUUGAAAAACUUGAUUUAGUGGAAGACGCUAGGAACAUUUAUACUGAAUUGUUGUAUCGUUAUUUCAAUGCUUUGAAUACUCCAGGUAACGUCCCAGAGCCUUAUAGAAGUGAGAUGAUAAGGAAAGAUUUACGACUAUUGAUCAAAUCUUUGGAACUUAAUAGAGAUUUGGACCUGGGUAAAAGAAAUCUAUUGGCCCAUUUAUUACUGGUUCAAGAAGAAAUUCUCUGUAAAUCACCAGAAUUGAAGGAAUUCUUUGACAAGAGAAAGGAAAGAACUUCAAAAAGAUUAAUGAAAGCUAGUAAUGAUAAUGAAAUUGGUGUGGAUGAUGAAGACUUCAAAACUUUUGUCAAUUCAGAUAAUAUUUUAAUGGAACAGGAUGGAUCUAUGAUUCUAGAUUUGCAGAAAAAGAGUAGUGCUUGGGAACCAUUCAAAGAGGAAUUCUUUACUGCGAGAGAUCUAUAUACUGCCUAUUGUCUUUCCUCUAAGGAUAUAUCAUCUGCGUUAAGUUGUAAAAUGACUACUGUGGAGUGGAUGGUGAUGGCUGAUAUGCCUCCGGGUCAAAUAUUACUGGCACAAGCAAAUCUAGGUUCAUUAUUAUACCUUGAAGCAGAAAAAUUCGAGUCAGACUUAAGCCAGAUAAAAUCUAGAUGUGAACUUGAUCCUGCUUUGAAGCAAGAUGAUAAGAUUAUAAAGGCACUGAGAUUUUUAAACUCUAAUAAGGUAAAAUGUUUGAAAAUGGCCAAUCAAUGCUACGAUUCAGUAAUUGAUUUCUCAAAAAAGAACAAAAGGUUAAGAUUCCAUAUGGACGAUCAACUGGAUACUGCAGUUUCUCAAGCAGUUGCCCUCUCUAUAUAUGGUAAAGGUAUAUUGGAUCUUCACGGCGGCUCUUUAUUAAAAGCAGAAAGAUAUCUAAUGGAUUCCAUUAAACUUGCCAAGGAAAUUAAUUUUGCUGAAUUGCUGAAAGAAGCUGAAGAUGAGCUAGACAAAACAAGGGCGUUAAAAUUGAAAGAAGUGGAUGAUAUUGAUAAACUUAAUUAA